Cyphellophora attinorum is the source of this 423-nucleotide messenger RNA. RefSeq lists its product as uncharacterized. NCBI's taxonomy places the organism in Eukaryota, Fungi, Ascomycota, Eurotiomycetes, Chaetothyriales, Cyphellophoraceae. The coding region runs from base 1 to 423 and encodes 140 amino acids. The transcript has a single exon. The record is from RefSeq and is a predicted model, not a curated record.
AUGACAAAAUCAAAGCCAAGCAAAGCCCCUACCGGCGCCACCAUCAAAGAAGUCACGACCCUCCUCUCCAAAGCCCAACCCUUCCUCGAGCCCGCCCAAGAAAUCCUCUCCCUAACCUCGACCGCAGUGAGAGACCUGCAGAAGCCAGUCAACAAGUCCAAGGCCAAGAAGGCCAAGGUUGUCAUCGAGCUCGCGAAGAAGGCGACUGCCGUUGCGAGCGAGGCUAGUAUGAAGCAUAAGAAGCAGAAAGGGUUGAAGAAGAAGGAGGUCGGCGAAGAUGAGCUGCCGCUGCUGCAAGAGCAGUCGGAAGCUAGGCAUUAUUACGAUGGGCAACGAUCUGACAGAUACUAUUACGAUGUCGAAAGGCAUGAAUGGGAGCAGCCUGGAGAAAGGAGCCACCGUAAGUAUUAUCGUCGGUAUUAG